AUGUCCGCCUUCGCCCUGGAGGAAACGCUGGAGGCCGACUGGGUGGCCGUCAGGCCUCACGCCUUCCAGGAGCGGGAGAAGCACAAGUUCGUCUUCAUCGUGGCCUGGAACGAGAUCGAGGGCAAGUUCGCCAUCACCUGCCACAACCGCACGGCGCAGCGCCAGCGCAGCGGCUCCCGCGAGCUCCGCCGCGGCGGCCCCGAGGCCAGAGCCGGCCCGGCGGCCAGAGCCGCCCCCAAGGCCGGCAGCCCCACCGUGCGCAGGGACGCCGGCCUGCCGCGGGGCUCCGAGCGGGGCGCGGCGGCCGAGGCGCUGCCGAAGAGCCCGCUGCGCGCCAAGAGCAGCCCGGCCCGGAGGCCGCAGCGGGGCCCGGAGGCGGCAGGUGCCGCCGAAGAGAUAGAAGUGCUGGAGCUGGGGAAGGAGGAGGCGGUCGCCGCGCUGUCGCUGCCGCCGUCGCCGUUGCACGCAGCCGAGCCGGCCGCUCCCGACGCGGAGCCCGCGGGGGAGGAGUGCAGCUGGGCCGGCCUCUUCUCCUUCCAAGACUUGCGGGCCGUGCACCAGCAGCUGUGCUCGGUGAACUCGGAGCUGGAGCCCUACCUGCCUGCCUUCCCCGAGGAGCCCUCGGGCAUGUGGACGGUGCUGUUCGGAGCCCCGGAGCUAUCUGAGCAGGAGAUGGACGCUCUUUGCUACAAACUGCAAGUUUACUUGGUCCACAGCUUGGAUACCUGCGGCUGGAAGAUCCUUUCACAGGUGCUCUUCACCGAGACUGACGACCCCGAAGAGUAUUACGAGAGCCUGAGUGAGCUGCGACAGAAGGGGUACGAGGAGGUGCUGCAGCGGGCCCGCAGGCGAAUCCAGGAGCUUCUGGAAAAACAUAAGAACACGGAAAGCAUGGUAGAGCUGCUUGAACUGUAUCAAAUGGAAGAUGAAGCCUACAGUAGUCUUGCAGAAGCUACCACGGAGCUCUACCAGUACUUACUACAGCCAUUCAGAGAUAUGAGGGAACUUGCGAUGCUUAGGAGACAGCAGAUAAAGAUCUCGAUAGAGAAUGACUACUUGGGCCCCAGAAGAAUUGAGAGUCUGCAAAAAGAAGAUGCUGAUUGGCAGAGAAAAGCCCACGUGGCUGUGCUUUCUAUUCAAGACCUUACAGUUAAAUACUUCGAAAUAACAGCUAAAACACAGAAAGCUGUGUACGAUCGAAUGCGAGCAGACCAGAAAAAAUUUGGUAAGGCAGCAUGGGCAGCAGCAGUGGAACGUAUGGAAAAGCUCCAGUAUGCAGUUUCUAAGGAGACUUUGCAGUUGAUGCGUGCUAAAGAAAUCUGUUUGGAGCAGAAGAAACAUGCGCUGAAAGAGGAGAUGCAGAGCCUGAAAGGUGGUACAGAAGCUAUAGCCCAUUUGGACCAGUUAGAAGCUGAUUAUUAUGAUCUACAGCUUCAAUUAUAUGAAGUGCAGUUUGAGAUCUUGAAAUGUGAAGAGCUGCUGCUGACAGCACAACUUGAAAGCAUCAGAAGACUGAUGUCAGAGAAGAGAGAUGAAGUGGUAUAUUAUGACACUUACGAAAGUAUGGAAGCAAUGCUUGAAAAAGAGGAUGUGGUAACAUCUAUACAUUUGCAAAAAGAGGAGCUGCAAAAGUUACAACAAAAAAUCCGCCAGCUGGAAGCAAGGCGUGGACGUAUUUCAGCCAAGAAAGCCUACCUCAGAAAUAAGAAGGAGAUCUGUAUUGCAAAGCAUAAUGAAAAGAUCCAGCAGCAUCACCAGACUGAGGAGGAAUACAAAAUGCACCAUACUGUUCAGCUAAAGCGAGAUCAGUUACAAGAUGAAGAGGAAAGAAAGAGCUCCUGGGUUAGUCAGGAACGACAGAAAACACUGGACAGACUUCGCACAUUUAAACAGCGGUACCCUGGGCAAGUAAUACUUAAAUCAACCAGACUACGGCUGGCUCAUGCGAGAAGAAAAUGUGCAGCCAGCUCAGUGUCCUGUGUCGAUCAGCCUCAAUCUUUGCCAGCAACCAUACAAAUCCAAGAGAAAAGUGAAGAGGUGGAAUUGGAAAAUGCAGUUCAGCCUUUGCAAGUGCAGGAAUCCACAAGCUUAGAACAACUGCAGGAUCUCUCGUUACCUCCCAAUGGUGUUACCUCUGAACUGCCUCAUGUUACUACUUCUUCACUCACCAGUAAUGAGCUUCAACCAGAGACUGUUACUGUAGUACCGCUUCCACCCCCUUUGCCUCCACCACCUCCACCUCCGCCUCCACCUUUGCCCUCCAAGGAAGAUGCCACCAAAUCCGUAGAGAAAAGCGACAGCUUUGUUAAACAUCAGAGUGAGGAGAAGGGAGUCCAGCACUCUUCUGGUGUCCCACCAGCACAUCUGUUUGACAGCAGUCAGCUAGUCAGUGCCAAGAAGAAGCUUAAGAAGACUGGUGAUCUAGAGGGUUUACAGAGGAGGAGAGUGAGUUCCCCGAUGGAUGAAGUGUUGGCUUCCUUGAAACGUGGCAGCUUUCACUUAAGAAAAGUUGAGCAGAGAAGUCUCCCUCCUUUUCCUGAUGAAGAUGAUAGCAAUAACAUCUUGGCACAGAUCAGGAAAGGGGUGAAACUGAAGAAAGUGCAGAAAGAUGUUUUGAGAGAAUCCUUUACAAUUCUGCCUGAUACUGACCCUCUGACAAGGAGCAUCCAUGAAGCAUUGCGACGAAUUAAGGAAGCAUCACCUGAAUCAGAGGAUGAAGAGGAGAGUUUGCCUUGCACAGACUGGGAAAAUUAACCUGUAAUUAACCUACAUUUUAAAAAAAAUAUUUCUUCAACACUUUUUGUAUAACAAUAGCGGCUAAGCCUCAGGUUGUGCGUUCUAGGAGAUUUAGUAUGAAUGUGACUAAACUGUCUGACGUCCAACGUGGUAAAACCUGCACAUAUGAAUUUAGUAUCACUGACUUUUCAAAGAAUUUAAGGUUUAUAGUAAGGAAAACUUUUUUUAGGCAACAUCUUAGCCUUUUAUUGUUUGAAUACUUUUGCUGAAUACUGACAGGACUGCUCCUAUGAAAAGCUCUAUUUUAUUUAGUAAAUUUGAAGGGACUGUUUGCAGCUUACCAAAAAGCUUUAAAAAGCUUUUAAGUAGGAAAGCAGCACAAUCACUCUUGGACACACGUUGUACUUAUUUUGUAAUUACUUCUGGCCUUGUAAAAAUUUAGCAUGUUUAUCACCUCAGAUUGAAUAGCUUCAAGUGAAGGACGGUUAGAUUUGACUGCUGAACACACUGAAAUCUUAUUGGUUACCCUGUGUGACUGACUCUUUGGUAGCUUGGUUUCAAUCUGUAAACUUUCUGACUUAAUUGAAUUUCCAGACUAUAAACAGUAAAUACACAAAUAUACUUCUGCUACUCUUAUGAAUCCCAUGAACUUGCAUUAUACUAAGCUGCAGUGCCUGAAAGUACAGA
Messenger RNA from Gymnogyps californianus (California condor), 3423 nucleotides. RefSeq names its product junction mediating and regulatory protein, p53 cofactor (gene JMY). Gene Ontology annotation, molecular function: transcription coactivator activity; Arp2/3 complex binding; actin binding. The record is from RefSeq and is a predicted model, not a curated record. Lineage: Eukaryota; Metazoa; Chordata; Aves; Accipitriformes; Cathartidae. Gene Ontology annotation, biological process: Arp2/3 complex-mediated actin nucleation; positive regulation of apoptotic process; intrinsic apoptotic signaling pathway by p53 class mediator. The transcript has 10 exons. The coding region runs from base 1 to 2754 and encodes 917 amino acids. Gene Ontology annotation, cellular component: cytoplasm; nucleus.